AUGCGCGGUGUUAGCGACGCCAUCCAGGCUCGCAGCAAGUGGGAAUUACGCGCGUCGUUCGAUUUGUUUAAUUCUGCUCAGAACGAGGUCCCAAACGCUGAAAACCGUCACGAAACGGCUGCACUGUCGUCGGAUCAAGAUAGCGACGGGAAGGAGAACCGCGCUCCUCUUAUUGGUCACGAUUGGGGUCACCCGAACGUCACGAUGAGGCGCGGCAGUCGACAGUCACUACUAGAAGCCGAGUUGUUGUCCUUCACAGAUAAUGCUGAGCACUCUACAGCCUCCUCGCUGCUCGGGAAGCGUCCAGCAGCACGCAAGGCACUCAACGCGUCUAAUGAGACAAAGGAGGAGGAGGAUUCUGAUGAGGAGCGAGCACAGCGAAACCCGCUUGCGAUGGCUAAUGCUAUGACUCACUUCGAAGCGCGAGCGUUGGCGCUCCAUGCAGAAUCUUUGGGCUUGGAUGAGGAGAAUCUCGGAACAGGCUCCGCUACGAUGCUGGUGGACGACUUCAGCCACAUUGGCCAAAUUCACUUCGGCUCUGUGCCACUGGGCGAACGCAGAAGCAGACAAUUGACACUGGAGAACGCUAAUGAAGUGGGAAAUGCCAGAGUCAAGUACGAAGGAUACGCCAUGAGCCACAACGGCGAGGCUUCUGCACAGAGGAAGACGAGGUUCAAGUGCGAUCUGCACGUCUGUGUGGUGGACGCGCUCAAGUCAGUGACACUGCGAGUCACGUUCGAGCCACUACCGUCGGAUGUGGGGAAGGAAGUGGCAGCCACGCUCAAGUUCACAGUAAAUGACAGCUUCAAGCUGCAGUGUCGAGCGACAGGCUUCGUGAUGCCUCGUGUGGCCAGACUGGCCAAGUUUGGCAAAGCAAAAGCUCCCGUUGAUACUAUCGUGGUGGCGCCUAGAGCGAAGCCGCAUCGACUGCCGAGGAUACCAGAAGAGAGCACCAGACAGGGAUCAAGAAGUACAGCGCUCGCAGCACAGACAGCACGCGAAGGCGAGCCGGAACAGGAGCCUGUGGUGAGACCUGGACCCGUAGUGGGAGGCAAACGUCCCUCGUCAGUGGCGAUUGAGUUUUCGCCGCCUCGAAAUGGACCAAAGAGGAGGAAAUGCGAGCCACCGAGAGCUCUAACGCCGAGAAAAAGUGUCGGCGCAUUGCAAGAUCCUACUUCGAAGAAGCGAUUGACUGGGUCGUGGUGGAAACAGAGGCAGGAGGUGUUUGAUGACAACUGGAUGGCGAAGCAGACGCAAGGAUUCACGAAAUGGAUAAAUUAUGUGUUGCUGGACGGAACUGCACAGCGUCUGGGCGGCAUGGACGAUGACGUAGGCCAAACGGAUGGCGUAAAGCGCAGAUUCGAUUUCUCGUCGCUGCGGGUGCUUGCUCAGAAGCGUAUGGAGUCCAAGUGGACGCAGGCUGCGCUGGAGCUGUAUCAUUCCCCCAGUAUGGACGACAUUCUAGAGAGUGUGAAUGAUGAGAUCGGCAACAAGGGGCUUCUAUUUCGCGCAGACCGUCCGGUGUAUGCUGACGUCGGCUUGCAGGAGGAGCUAAUCAGCCUCUUGAACAACUAUCACCCUGUCUGGCUCUGCUUGGGUCUCAACGCUGUGUUGGGCAGUCACGUCAUGAGACAGGAGAAGUGUUCGCUGCGAGCCGUCUUCCGGGUGACUGUCAUAGUGCCCAGUCCAGCGAAGAAAGACGCCCCACAGGGCCGCAAGAUGCCUCAAGUGCUACGUCGGAUCAUCUUGAAACACCUGGUUAAAGACGUGGACGUCGCCCAGAACUACCGCCUGGUGAAGAUUCUCAUGACGCCAAUGGACGGCUCCACUGCCGACCGCCAUGACGGUGGCAAUGCCUUCACGAACACCAAGAAGAACAUCAACGGGCGAGAAUACUUUGACUCGUUAACGCAGUCGUUCAUGCUCAAGUUCUUGAUGCUGGUGAUUUUCCUGGACCGCGCGAUCGAGCGGAAAGCCGACAAGUUCCCGCAUUUCCCGUGUCUGUUUCGAGUUGCUCCUUUGACCAAGGAGACCGCGUCCAGCAAAGCUCAAAGCGCUGGCAAGAGCAGCAGUCAACGCCGUGAAGCUGACGCGUUGUGGGUGAAGCGCUCGCAGGUGUUCGUGACCGAGUUCUGCAGACUCUUUCUGGCGAGCGAAGGGUGCAUUGACAAGCACCUGAGGAAACUGGGCUACACGCUCAAGCACGAGCAGACGUCGUUGGAUGAGAUCGAUCUGGAGGUCCAAAACCUGGACACGGACUUGCGUGAUGGCGUCCGCCUUGCCAAGCUCAUGGAGGCGCUUACGACUGUGCCAGUGUCGGCGGCAACAGACCAGAACGGGGAGACUCUCUCUCGGCCUAAAGGCUUGUCAACGUUCCUGCGCGUUCCGGCUUUGUCGCGAUUGCAGAAAGUGCACAACGUCGAGAUUUGUCUGCAUUUCUUGCAAGACAAAUGCGGCGCGAGCGUACUGGACAACCUCAAGAGCAGCAGCAGCAGAGGAGAUAAGAGGAACGGGCGCGUGCGUGUGUCUUCGUCUGGAUUUGCAGCGUUACGGGGCAAAGUGGACGAAAAGAUGGUGGAGAAUCUAGCCAAGGAUAUCGUGAACGGCCACCGCGAGAAAACGCUGGCGUUGCUGUGGAAACUCAUCAGCUGUUUCCAGCUGCAGUCUCUUGUGGACGCCCAGACGAUGCGACGCGAGAUCGAGAAUGUCGUCAAGCGGAUGAGCUUCCGAGCCAAGGAGUUGUUCGAUAACCAGCAGCAGAGCGAGCCUCUCCUCCACACAGACGAACAUGAAUGCUACACGCUCUUGCUGGAGUGGUGUCGUGCUGUGUGUGCCAACUACAGCGUCGCAGUAAGCGACUUCUCGACGUCGUUUGCCGAUGGCCGAGCGCUGUGCUACCUGCUCCACUACUACCAUCCAAUGCUGUUGUCCAAAUCAGACAUUUUGGUCACAACCAGCGACGCACAUGCCCAGCAGAUGAGUGAGAAGACCCUCCUGAACAACGAGCAGCGGCACUUUGCUACCAUCAACGACCGCAUCAAGCAGCUUGGCGAGGUGCCAGUGCUAAUGCCGCAGCAGUACAACACCAAGAACCCGCCAGAGGACAAGAUGGUGGUCACGUUCGUGUGCUACUUGCAGUCUCGUCUCAUGGACUCGUACAGCGAGAUCCACGCUGCUUGUCGACUGAAACGCUGGUGGAAGAGCCCACUAGUUCGACUGAAGUUGCAUCGCAAGAAGAGCCGCAGUGCUCGCGUUGUCCAGCGGUUCUGGUACACGUCCAGUCAGAAGCGACUGGCUGUUCGUCAGUGCCGCAAACUCUUGCGCGCUGCUCAUGUCGUUAAAAGCACAGUGCAGACCUGUGCCGUCAGAAGGCAAUUCGUGCGACUUCGGAGAGCUGUGGUGGCCACUCAACGAGCAUUCCGAGCUCGUCGGCAGAUGCGUAUCAAUGGAGACUCUGUUGGCGCAGUUCUUGUGAUCCAGUAUCACUGGAGGAAGCAACUACGAUGGAGGCGGGAGAAGGAACGACAGAAACAAAAGGCCGUGCAAGAUAAGGCCGCGCAGCGAGUGCGUGUGAGGGCGAGUUGUGCUGUCAUCGAGAGGAACUGGCUGCGGUAUUUGUCUAGAGCAGCAGCUCGUCUCUUCCGACAGCAAUUGAUCGCGGAUCGACACGUUGCUGUGGCCCAAAUUCAACGCGCGUGGCGGCGAUAUCGUUCGCUUCAAGUGGCUCGGAAGCACCGCCAGCAGAUGUGGCGACAAAUGCAUCGCUCAGCAGGAAUUCUUCAGCGCGUUUGGAGUGCAUAUCGAUGCCGUCGCGAAGAGACUCAGCGGGUUCUCGCUCUGCAGCGAUUUGAGCUGAUGAUGAAGGAGAAGGAGCUGCAACGACGGCAACUCAAGCUGAAGAACAAGGUGGAAACGCGUGCUGUCAAGUGCGUCCAGAAAUGCUUUCGCAAGCUCACGCUACGUAGGCGAGAAGUGGCUGCGACCAAGUUGGCGAGUGUGUUCCGUGGCAAGAAGCAAAAGCUGGCGUUCCAGAAGGAGAAACUUGCUGCUGUGGUGCUGCAGAGGAAUGUUCGUGCGUGGCGUCGGAGGCGGCAACUGGCGGCGUUGACGCAGUUCCACAACAUGCUGAGGAUUUAUCAACAGAUGAAGGCGACUGAAGCGCAGCGGCGAGUGAUGCGGCUGCAGGAACUCAAGCACAAGGUGGAGACGCGAGCUGCGAGUCGUAUCCGGACGAUAUUCGAACGCUAUCGCUUCCAGAAACGAACGCUUGCUGCCGUGAAGAUGCAGAGUUUGGUGCGGGCGUGGACGGUGAAGAACUGGUACUCUACUGUGCGAAAAAGUGCGUGUGUACUCCAGAAGAACGUGAGGAUUUGGCGUCGUCACACUCAACUCCGUGCGCUGCUGUCGUUCCAGAAGAUGCUCGUGUGCUAUCGACGCAUGCAGCGAGAGGAGGAAGAACUGCAAGAACGGAUUCGCUUGAAGCGUCUUCAACGUCUGCAGGAGAGCGUGGAACACCGUGCUGCGACGCGAAUUCAGUCAGUCUAUCGGCUCUACGCUUCUCACAAGCAGCUGCUGGCAGCUACGUUCAUCCAAGCGGCUUUCCGUGGAUUUAUCACGCGACAGCAAUACGCUAAGGCCUCCACGAGUGUGCUGGUGAUACAAAGAGCGCUUCGUUCGUGGCGGGCGGUGACGAAGUUCCGACGAGCGUUGCGUCUCCAUCGUGCAGCUGAGAGUAUCCAGAAACUCGCGCGUGGAUGGAGCUCUCGUCGUCGCCGGUUUGACUUCUACGCACUCCAGAAGCGUCUGCAGCGUCUGCGCGUGUUGAUAUCGUGCUGGCAGAUCGAGUUCUGGUAUGCAAACUGUGCGAUGAAGUACCGCAGGAAGCGAGCUCUUAUGGUGCGCGCUCACUGGACGCGGCUUGGCGCUGCAAUCCAGCAGAAACGCGUCGCUGAUACCGCCAGAAUCGCUUCUUGCUGGCGCACAUUCUGCCUAAGAAAAGCUAUCGACGCACGCAUCCAAGACAAACGACAGAGGAACGGUGCAGCUCAACGUAUGCAGGUGUGGUGGCUGGGUCUGUGCUGUAAGUGGGCGGAACAACAGCGACGAGCCGAAGAGAAGCGUCAGCGAGAGAGGGAAGAUCUGGCUUUAGCGAUGGCUAGAGCUCGUUCCGCGAGUAUCGUUGGCUCGUGGCUGCGUGAGAAGGUAAUUUUACCUUUCCGAGAGCGAAACUUCCACUUUGUGGCAGUGCGGCGACUUCAGGCGUGGUGGCGAGGAGCGCUGGUUCGCUUACACCACAGCAGUCCAGAGGUCACACGGCAAAGGAAGAAGUUAUCCUCCAUGAAGCUAAUUGGCCAGGAGACUCACCCCAGCUCUGGCACUUCAGCGUCGAGUCUGCAGCAGUUGCGAGUCAAGAGUCAUGAAGAGAGACGCGUCCAGACAGAGCAACCGCAGACGCUGGGAGCACGACUGGACAUGGCUCUACACAUGCUGUUGCAUGGCAAGCGACUACAGGACAUGCUGUUUGCCAGCCACACUAUCGAGGUGUGCACACGAUACUCGCGUGAGUGUUGCCGUAAGUGCGUGCGACUGCAGAUCUCGUCCACCAUCUUCGCUGCGAUCCGGGGACUGAACCGAAGCCGUCCGCAUGUGGAGCUCCUGCACCAAUUGCUGCUCGUGCUGAAGAAUUUGACAGUGUACCGACGCUCAGCAGACAAGAGCAGAGUGAAGCGAGUGGUUGCCAUUGAUGACAAGGACCGACUCGACGUGGAUCUGCGCGCUUUGGACACGCUGGUGGACCUGCUGCACAUCCAUCGCGACAUGCAUCACGUCUUCGUGCUUUCUGCGGAUGUUAUCACGUACUAUUUGGAGCUGCUGAAGCCUCUGGUCGACCGAAAUGCUGGUGUGCAGGAGAGCUGGAGUGAAGCGGAGAAGCGUCUGAGCUGUCUGAAGGAGCUUUUGUCGAGGAAGUUGGCUCUGUACAACGCGACGGCUUCGUUCCGACGCGUGAACCAGAUCCCGAAGAAACCCCAUGCGACGAACCUGAUGCGAAAGAUGAACCCAAAGACUGCCGUUACUAUCAUGGAGAAGCUCACAGUGUUGCUGGAGCGGUGA
This is a messenger RNA of Phytophthora infestans T30-4, 6111 nucleotides long. RefSeq names its product abnormal spindle-like microcephaly-associated protein. The coding region runs from base 1 to 6111 and encodes 2036 amino acids. Gene Ontology annotation, biological process: mitotic cell cycle; spindle organization; establishment of meiotic spindle localization. Gene Ontology annotation, cellular component: spindle pole. The record is from RefSeq and is a predicted model, not a curated record. Gene Ontology annotation, molecular function: protein binding. The transcript has a single exon. Lineage: Eukaryota; Oomycota; Peronosporomycetes; Peronosporales; Peronosporaceae.